AUGGGUAACAAGAAACUGUCUGGGAGGAAGAAAAAACGAAAGUUUAGUGGCAUAGUAGCGAAGCAAAAAAUUCAAGAUGGCGGCAAGGACUUGGUAGACAGCCAGUCAAGUAGCUCUGAUUUGAACACUUCUGCAUCGAAACGGAACGUUUCCGAUGUAGUCCCAGAUGUUGAAAAGCAUUCAGAAUGCCUCAGAGAAGGUUAUAUUUUAAUGGAUGUGUCAAUUCUCUGCGAAUAUUUGUCCAGAACUGCCGUUUGUAACAAAUGUGAAACCCCUGUACAGUGUGGCAUAAAUUUGGAGGACAGUCAAGGAUUUGCCCACAAUUUUGUUUCCUACUGCAAGAAUUGUGACUCUAAGACUAUCCUUUUUAACUCCUCCAAGAAAACUUAA
Paramuricea clavata is the source of this 390-nucleotide messenger RNA. NCBI's taxonomy places the organism in Eukaryota, Metazoa, Cnidaria, Anthozoa, Malacalcyonacea, Plexauridae. The record is from the annotation of a GenBank genome assembly.